UGGGAGGAUACUCAUCCUCGGAUACUCUGUAUCCCCAAGCCUCGGAUCCUCUGUAUCCCCAAGUCCAAAAGCCGAGGGGUCGAUCUCGAGUCUCCCCUGGAGCUUUCUGCCAGAGGCUCUAGGGAAUGCUCUGGCCUCAUCCUCCUGUCUGGCUGCCAUCGUGUCAUUGAGGAGCUCCAGUGGUUCUUCACCAGUGCCCUCCAGCGAGGCCAGUACCCAGCCACGUACUGCUUCGUCCCCAUGGGGGUCCCAGCAGAGCCGGAGGGCAAGAUCCACACUGGGCUGUGCUGGCAGCAGCAGGGUGACACUGCUGUGGUAAGGCGGGGUGCCGAGGGGCUGCAGGCACAGGGGGUGACCCAGAGCAGGAGGGCUGAAGGCUGGGUGGUGCCACAGCGGGUGCCGGUGCCAGGAUGUGGCAGCCUGGCCAGGAAGGAGGUGAAAAACACGCUGACAUGGUACCAGGUGCUGGGGGCCACAGGGGGCUGUGCCCUGCUCCAGCUCCAGCCCAAAACAUCCUUCCCAGAGCAGGUCCCAGUUCACCCGAUGAUGCUGCUGUGGCCAGCCCUGGGUUACCACCAGCACUCGUCCUGGGCAUGCAAGGUGCUGGGGCUGCCCUUUUUCCUGCUCACCGAGCCCGCCCCAACCCACACACAGAGACACAUCACCCCCGUCCCCAUAGCCUUGCACCAGUGA
Nestor notabilis (Kea) is the source of this 693-nucleotide messenger RNA. It is a transcript of the gene RPUSD3, whose product is annotated as RNA pseudouridylate synthase domain containing 3. Gene Ontology annotation, biological process: pseudouridine synthesis. NCBI's taxonomy places the organism in Eukaryota, Metazoa, Chordata, Aves, Psittaciformes, Psittacidae. The record is from RefSeq and is a predicted model, not a curated record. Gene Ontology annotation, molecular function: pseudouridine synthase activity; RNA binding.